AGAGGUUGCUCUUUUGGAUUAUUUACGGUAAGGUGGACCAGCAAUGUCCACUAAGCGAUCAGGUGAUCUACCAACCAACUACGGCACGCGAGACAACCGACUGGGGAAAAUGCAAAAUGGCAAGUAGCAAAUGUGGGAGCGUAAUUCGUUCACCUUUUCGACCCACAUUUGGAUUGAAAUUCUAUUUCUGGAGCUUCGUUGAGACGAUGACGCGUUGAACCUGCCGCAGAGACAGUCUAUAUAGAGAAUAUUUUAUUUUGCAAUUUCAUUCAUUGAAAUAACAUAAUCGAAAACAUUGCAACAUGGGGCUGUGUUAUAGUCUACGUCCGCGUCUCUUUGGUGAUCUAAGUGGGUCCAUCUCCAAUGCUACCUCGGAUUCGGACCAGCCACCGGACUCAUCUGUACCGUUGCGCGCUGGGGGCCUUCGCCACGAAGAGACUGGGGGAUACAGCGAGACGGUGCCGCUCCGCGACGGUCAGAUACGCCGCGGGGACACCAGCAAGACGUCCGCCGGGGAGGUCCGCCGUGGGGACACGAGCACCGACGGUGUGGUGAUACAGAAUGGGGGUGGCGGAGGAGGAAAGGGUGGGGGAACGGACCGCAACCGACGACUACAAUUACUGCAGAGGCACAGCACCCAGAAACAGAAAAACUGGGAUAAACUGCUAAUGGAGGAAAAGGAGGCCGAGAGGGAGGCUAAGAAAGUCAGUAAGAACAUUGACAGAGCGCUCAAGGAGCUGAAACGAGAGUACAAACAAACGCACCGGCUGCUUUUGCUGGGCAACAGCAAGACCGAAGAUCAACGCAUCGACGAAAAAGCACAACGAGAGGCGAAUAAAAAAAUAGAGAAACAGUUGCAAAAGGAAAGACAAGCAUACAAAGCCACUCAUCGACUGCUUUUACUGGGGGCCGGAGAGUCCGGAAAAAGCACUAUUGUGAAGCAGAUGAGGAUCCUGCACGUCAAUGGUUUUAAUGCAGAGGAAAAGAAACAAAAAAUCCUGGAUAUUCGGAAAAAUGUGAAGGAUGCCAUAGUGACUAUAGUUUCGGCGAUGAGCACUUUAAUACCGCCGGUUCCACUAGGCAACCCCGAAGACCAGUUCAGACUCGACUACAUCAAGAGUAUAGCUCCGCUCUCUGACUUUGAGUAUACACAGGAGUUCUUCGAGCACGCGAAGAAGCUGUGGGACGACGAGGGGGUGAAGGCGUGCUACGAGAGGGCCAACGAAUACCAGCUCAUCGACUGCGCGCAAUACUUUUUGGACAGAAUUGACUCUGUAGGACACGUUGACUACACACCAACAGAUCAGGACUUGCUGCGAUGCCGAGUCUUGACUUCAGGGAUUUUCGAAACGCGAUUUCAAGUCGACAAAGUCAACUUUCACAUGUUUGACGUGGGAGGUCAGCGAGACGAGAGGAGGAAGUGGAUUCAGUGCUUUAAUGACGUCCGGCCUCUAUUUGUAGGUUAUGCGAGCAGCAGCUACAAUAUGGUAAUCAGGGAGGACAACAACACCAACAGGCUACGGGAGGCGCUGGACCUGUUCCGCAGCAUCUGGAACAACAGGUGGCUACGGACUAUUUCAGUCAUCCUCUUCCUCAACAAGCAGGACAUGCUGGCUGAGAAGGUAUUAGCAGGGAAGUCCAAAAUCGAAGACUACUUUCCUGAAUACACCCGCUACACCGUACCAGCCGAAGCGACCCCUGAUCCUGGUGAAGAUCCAAAAGUGACGAGGGCCAAGUUUUUCAUCCGAGAUGAGUUUCUAAGGAUCAGCACGGCGAGCGGCGACGGCAGGCACUACUGUUACCCCCACUUCACGUGCGCGGUGGACACGGAGAACAUCCGGCGGGUCUUCAACGACUGUCGCGACAUCAUCCAGAGGAUGCACCUGCGCCAGUACGAACUCUUGUGAUGGAGGAACGACCCACCUGCUUUAAAAAAAUCUGAGCUCCUCUCCCAAAACCGACGUCCGCUGACGGGGACACAGUACUACUGAAGUGUGUCAAACCCUUCUUUUUACUUUUGUUUUGUUGGUUGCUGUUUUUUUGGGGGUUUUUUUCCUUUUUUAAUUGAAGCCAUUCUCAGUCCCUGUUCUGCUGAGUUAGAGUGGGGAAAAGUUGUUUGCUUAUUUCUUUACCACAUCUUUAUUUGUGUCAUUCCACUAAGCCUUUGGCUACCUCCUUUUUUGCUUUUUGUCAUUUGUGAUGUCAUUGGACUUGGACCAGAAGCAUUUUUGUUUCUUUUUUUUUCAUUUUUUUUUCAUUUUGACCAGCGGUUGGGUGUGUUUGAGGAGCACCUGUCGGACUCCUCCCCUUUGAGAGGGGGGCGGGACCUUGGGGCCCGCCCAGCCUCCGACCUGGCACACCUAGUGACCUACAGUAACCUCGUGUGGGCUCUGCAUCUUUAAUCGACACUGAAGAGUACUUAAUGGGGCGGGGGAAGUGAGAAAGAAAAAAGAUUGAAUGCACUUUGCAUCAGGUUAUUUAAAUACUGUUGCAGAAGUAUACACACCAUGUAGCACCACAAUAUUUAAUACUGUCACGGUUUUUAGCGCUCCGAGUUGCAGGUCGACUGUGAAGUUACCGACCUCCUCUUUUAAGCUGACUCGAGGCACAGAAGUGAAGUGGGGGGGGGGGGGGGUGAGGGGUGUGUGUGGGGAGGGGGGGGGGGGGACAGGAGGUAACUGGGACUCUGAAACUCUGUACCUCGGGCCUUAGAACAGUCGCUGCUUUCUGCCUAUUGUGUCUAGGAAAGAAAAACUACCACACUCACUUUGACCUGUCCACAGAUGAUCCUUUUAGCUUAGAUCUUCUUGGACAACAGUCCUAUAUAUAAAUAUAAAUAUAUAUAUAUAUAUUAUAUUUUUUUUGUUUUGUUUUAUCUUGUACAGACUGUGCAAGGUUGAUUUAUCUUGUACAGACUGUAAAAUGUAAUAUUAUUUUGUACAACUUUAUUGAAGAAAAAAAUCUACUUGUAGAAGAUCUUUGUGCCUUGAUUAUGGCUGUACCUGUACAAUGAGCUCAGAUGUAAGUAUGUUUUUGACUGCGCUGUACAGCUUGAUGUCACUCUAUCAGCAGGAGAGACUGCGGUAGGGAUUUUCUCUGUAGAGUUUAGUUUUUUUCUGGUUUAUAAAAAAGGAAAUGCUCUUUAGUAAAAAAAGAAAAGUUUAAAAAAAUUAGGGAAAAAAGAUCCUGUAUACAUUAUGCAAAUGAACCACUUACCUACAGUGACGACCAGAUGUUGCAGUGACAUGCCUUCAUUUUUUUCCUUUUGUUUUCCUUUUGAUUCUCAGCUUUAAAACAUUGGAAUCCAUUUGAAGUGUCCAAAUUUGCAACCUGGUGUUUUAAUAGGAACCAACUUUUCCAUAUGAAGUACGCCAGAGAAAUGUACACGUGCUCGCGAGUGAGUGAGUGUGUGUGUGUGUGUGCGUGAGUGUGUGUGCGCGGGUGUGUGUGAGUGCGUGCACGUGUACAUGAAACAUACAUACACUCACGGCGCAUCGUGAGUGUACGUCUGUGCUUUUUAUAAAUGUGUGUACAUGUAAAUUUAUAGAUCUAUAUAAAUAUAUAUGUACAAUUUCACAUGUUUAAAUAUGUGUGUGCCUAGGUGUAUACAUACCUAUGUAUGUCCACAGAGUAAAUGUGUAUACAUACACACAUACAUAAGCAUGUCUAGAGUGAGAAGAAUAAAUGCAAGUGAGAUUUGGUAAUUCUUGGGUCAUUCAGAGACAUUGUGAAUGUGCGCGCGCCCCUAGAUAGGAUCUUCAUUCCUAGAACCAACAGCAGCUUUUAUUGUGCAAGUAUAUAGUAAGAGAGAAAGUGAGGUGUGUAAACCUGAGAAUUACAAAAAAAUGACAUUUUUAUUUUCUUUUAAUAAAGCGGCACAUUAGAAGACUUGA
Molecule: messenger RNA, 3893 nt
Organism: Anguilla rostrata (American eel)
Lineage: Eukaryota; Metazoa; Chordata; Actinopteri; Anguilliformes; Anguillidae
Product: guanine nucleotide-binding protein G(olf) subunit alpha
Exons: 13
Coding region: 303-1907 (534 amino acids)
Biological process (GO): sensory perception of chemical stimulus; adenylate cyclase-activating dopamine receptor signaling pathway
Cellular component (GO): heterotrimeric G-protein complex
Molecular function (GO): G protein-coupled receptor binding; GTP binding; G-protein beta/gamma-subunit complex binding
Source: RefSeq, a predicted model, not a curated record